AUGAAUGAUAUGUUGUUAGCAUUUGGUUAUUCAGAAGAGGAUGUUGUGGUUUACCAUUUUAGGGUUUCAGGGGAAGAUUUAAUGUUAGGUUUAAGGCCUCUAGGCACUGAUAGGGAUGUAUUGAGAAUGAUUAGUUAUGUUGAAAAAAACAAGGUGCUAGAGGUGUAUAUUCAACAUGUUAGCAGGUUUUCAAAAAAGGAUGUUGAAAAGGAACCUGAAUACGUAGACCUUAGUGAUGAGGGAAGUUAUGAGGGUAGUGAUCAGCAGGAUGAAGACAGUGAGGAUAGUGAUCAGCAGGAUGAAGAUAGUGAAUGGCAGAGUGAUGAUGGUAGUUAUGAAGGAUCCUGUGAAGGUAGUGCAGGUGAGGGUGAAAAGGCAGAAGGUGUAGAGACCACCCCUAGCAAACGUGUAAAGUCAUUUCAUAGGAAAAGCGUAAAGGCUAAGAAUAGGAAGGAUAAGGUGGGUCAGGAUGAGGAUGAUGAAGAUCCAGAUUACAUCAUUGAUAAAGAUAAUGUUGUGGAAGAUUAUAGUGUUGAUAUGAAAGAGUAUUAUGCUGAAGUAGAUGCUGAAAUUAGUGAACAAUAUGAACAACAAGUUGAUGUAGAUGAGGAUGAUGAUCAGGUGGAUUUAGAUGGCUUUGAAAGUUAA
Molecule: messenger RNA, 648 nt
Organism: Helianthus annuus (common sunflower)
Lineage: Eukaryota; Viridiplantae; Streptophyta; Magnoliopsida; Asterales; Asteraceae
Product: nucleolin-like
Exons: 1
Coding region: 1-648 (215 amino acids)
Source: RefSeq, a predicted model, not a curated record